GUGUGGAGACAACAUAGAACCAAAACCAAGAAAAGAUCCAGAGAUGAAGCUGAAAGAGGAGAAAAGCUCCUGGCAGAGGAAACGGUGACGAUGAAGGUUUUUGGAAGAAGAAAGAAGAAAAUGAAAGAUCUGACAGAGAAAUAUGAGAAGAUUGAAGAAGAGCUGCAGAAAACCAAAGAAGAACUGAAGAACAAGACUGAAGAGAUGGAGAAACAUGUAGAGACACAAACAUAAACACUAUCAUUGUGUUAUUGAGGACUCAUCUCAACACAACUGUGACUUUGCUCCAUCUACUGGUGAAAUGAUAUAACUGCAGGUUUUCUUCUCAGGUUAAUGAACUAAAGGAGGAGAAGAAGAAGCAGCAGGAGGAGAUGGAGACCAGAAACAAAGAGAUGGAGGAGAUAAAAGAUGAGUUGGAGGAAAACAAAGCUGCUGCUUCCAAGUCUAUCUGGCCUUUCAGGUCAGAGAGAAUCAAACCUGAACAAACACAGAACAGCAGCAGCUCAGACAGUCAGGAGACGUCAGGAGACGUCACUGUGUCCGUUAAUCCCAAGGACUACUAUAUCAGGCUGAAAAACUGGUCUGAUCAGGACAAACCACUGGGAGGACGUCAGUUAAAAGUCCAGAUCAACAAUAGUGAACCCAUCACAUACACAUUUAAACCAUCAAAGAAACUCAAGACUGGAAAGUCUGUUACUUUAUACCGUCCAGGCCGUGACGAGAGUUUUACUGUAUCUGGCCCUCGUGACCUGGUGUGGGAGGACCUGAAGUCCUGGAAGUCUGGAGACAGAGUCCAGGUCUCUCUGCAGUGAAAUAGUUCCCAGUUGAACUCCUUCAAUAAAGUUCAGUAAUCCAGCAAACAGCAACAUUAUAGAUGAGAAACAGCACGACUCAGAUCUUCCUGCAGAAAC
This is a messenger RNA of Mugil cephalus (flathead mullet), 911 nucleotides long. Its product is annotated as lamin-A-like. NCBI's taxonomy places the organism in Eukaryota, Metazoa, Chordata, Actinopteri, Mugiliformes, Mugilidae. The record is from RefSeq and is a predicted model, not a curated record. The coding region runs from base 372 to 812 and encodes 146 amino acids. The transcript is spliced from 7 exons.